Molecule: messenger RNA, 1771 nt
Organism: Eptesicus fuscus (big brown bat)
Lineage: Eukaryota; Metazoa; Chordata; Mammalia; Chiroptera; Vespertilionidae
Gene: DTX3
Product: deltex E3 ubiquitin ligase 3
Exons: 5
Coding region: 108-1160 (350 amino acids)
Biological process (GO): protein ubiquitination; Notch signaling pathway
Source: RefSeq, a predicted model, not a curated record
GGUCAGCUGAGUGUGGAAAUAGAGGGAUUCCUGCUGCUGUUUUUGUCCAUGGGCUUUCAAGGUCACACCACCUACAAGUAGGGAGCAGGGACAGAGAAAGAGCCUGCAUGCCAUUUCUAAGGUCUUCAGGAUCAAAAAUGGCAGCCUGUGGAGGCACCUGCAAGACCAAAGUCACUGUCUCCAAGCCUGUGUGGGACUUCUUGAGCAAGGAGACACCAGCCCGGCUGGCCCGGCUCCGGGAAGAGCAUCGUGUGUCCAUCCUCAUCGAUGGCGAGACUUCUGACAUCUAUGUUCUCCAGCUUUCCCCACAGGGCCCUCCCCCCGCCCCUCCCAAUGGGCUCUACCUGGCCAGGAAGGCUCUUAAGGGGCUGCUGAAAGAGGCGGAGAAAGAGCUGAAGAAAGCUCAGAGGCAGGGGGAGCUUAUGGGCUGCCUGGCUUUGGGGGGUGGGGGGGAACAUCCUGAGCUGCACCGCCCAGGCCCACCCCCGCUCCGAGCAGCCCCACUCUUGCCCCCAGGGGCACGGGGGCUUCCUCCUCCCCCUCCUCCCCUGCCCCCUCCCCUUCCUCCCCGCCUCCGGGAGGAGGCAGAAGAGCAGGAGAGUACCUGCCCCAUCUGUCUGGGGGAGAUCCAGAACGCCAAGACAUUGGAGAAGUGUCGGCACUCUUUCUGUGAAGGCUGCAUCACCCGGGCCCUGCAGGUGAAAAAGGCCUGUCCCAUGUGUGGCCGCUUCUAUGGGCAGCUGGUAGGCAACCAGCCCCAGAAUGGACGGAUGCUGGUCUCUAAGGACGCCACACUCCUACUGCCCAGUUAUGAGAAGUAUGGCACCAUCGUCAUCCAGUAUGUCUUCCCGCCCGGUGUCCAGGGGGCUGAACACCCAAACCCAGGAGUUCGGUAUCCUGGCACCACUCGGGUGGCCUACCUCCCGGACUGCCCUGAGGGUAACAAGGUGCUGACCCUGUUCCGAAAGGCGUUUGACCAGCGUCUCACCUUCACUAUUGGCACGUCAAUGACCACAGGGAGACCGAAUGUCAUCACCUGGAACGACAUCCACCACAAGACCAGCUGCACAGGGGGACCCCAGCUGUUUGGGUACCCAGACCCCACCUACUUGACCCGGGUGCAAGAGGAGCUGAGAGCCAAGGGUAUCACAGAUGAUUGAAGGACAUCCCUUUGCCAAGGCCCCUGCCUUUGUCCUCCACUAGGACCCAACAGAAGCCUCUGUUCUCUUCUCUCCCUCUGCUCCCCCAUACCACACAGUAGGGGACCUGUCUGACUGGGGAGGAGUUCAGAGAGGGAUGGGGCAACCCCUUCCUCUGUCCCCACAGGCCAAGUGCUUCAGUGCAGUGUGAGCUGCUCCCUGCUGGCAGAGGCUGUUUCUCAGGCUCUGCUCCCCUCUGGUGUACAUACUCCCAGUCUUCCUGCCCCCUCCAUUGCCCUUGGCUUUUUCUGGUCUGUCUGUGCUCCAGUGACUAAGCUGAGAAAGGACCUGGGUGGGCAGGGGAGGGGUCUUGAACGCCACUCCCAUCCCAUACUGCUCCACUGCUGAACUCUGGUGCAGGGGAGGGGGAAUCAGCUGGUGUGAGCCCCCAUGGAGCGGCCCUGCGUGUUCUUAACCAGUUCCCCAUCUACCUUAACCUUGUCCUUUCCUGUGUCUUUGUUUCUGUCCGUCUGUCUCCUGCUCUUCUCCGCCCCCUGUAAGGAGCCUCCUUACCCUGUUCUGGAACUGCCGCCAAACUGUAGCUUUUAAUUUAAUAAAAAUAAAGUAAAAUA